Messenger RNA from Perognathus longimembris pacificus (Pacific pocket mouse), 3620 nucleotides. Its product is annotated as histone H2A type 3. Gene Ontology annotation, molecular function: protein heterodimerization activity; structural constituent of chromatin; DNA binding. Lineage: Eukaryota; Metazoa; Chordata; Mammalia; Rodentia; Heteromyidae. The record is from RefSeq and is a predicted model, not a curated record. Gene Ontology annotation, cellular component: nucleosome.
AAAUUAGGAGAUGCCUGAUUCCUCUUGUGAUUGGUUUCUCAUGCUACCCAAUCAGAAGGCUCCAUCUAGCCUACCUCUGGAUCAUAUAUAAGGACUCGCAGGGGCUGCCAGCUCCGUUAUUCUCCACAUUACUAUUCCGUGUGCUCUGAUUUCAGUGCCUGUGUGUUGGAAAUGUCUGGCCGUGGCAAACAGGGAGGUAAGGCGCGUGCUAAGGCCAAGUCACGUUCGUCUCGUGCGGGCCUUCAGUUCCCCGUGGGUCGCGUUCAUCGGCUGCUGCGUAAGGGCAAUUACUCCGAGCGCGUAGGUGCCGGAGCGCCAGUCUACCUGGCUGCGGUGCUCGAGUAUCUGACAGCCGAGAUCCUGGAACUGGCGGGCAACGCGGCGCGAGACAACAAAACGCGGAUUAUCCCGCGCCACCUGCAGCUGGCCAUCCGAAACGACGAGGAGCUCAACAAGCUGCUGGGCCGCGUGACCAUCGCGCAGGGCGGCGUCCUGCCCAACAUCCAGGCUGUGCUGCUGCCCAAGAAGACGGAGAGCCACCACAAGGCCAAGGGCAAGUGAGGCCCUGCCGCUCCCCGCGGGCCCUUUGACGGGCACCAAAGGCUCUUUUAAGAGCCACCCACUGCCUCAAGAAAAAGAGCCACACUGAGCGGGCGGCCUGUUAAGACUGGCUGGGGUCCAGGUCCCCCUGGCCCUUAUGCAUUUUAAGGGUCAUACUAGCGGCGAGGACUGGAGAACCAUGCAGAGAGGCAGCAAAGCUGGGGAGUAGCCGCCUGGCCGGAGAUCACGUCCUGAGCCUCACCCUAAAGCCUCUCCGGGUUUCAGUGCCCCAACCCUCCCACCACCCCCACGUCCGACUUGCGUUGCCUCUGGACUCCGGAAAGCCUUGUGUUUGUUAGUUAGGAAAGCGUUUUAAGAGGCCAGUCAGGCCGGUUCUCCAAAUUAGCGUUGUCAGAGUGCUGCUAAUGGGUAAAUCUUGGCCUUUUUCUUCAAAAUGUGGAGUGCUUGAGCGAUAGAAAUCGCUGUCUUAAUACAACCUAAUUGUAACACGAACUUCUGUGUUUAAUUUGUAAUACAAAUUACUUCAUAAAUGUUUAUAGUGCAAAAAUUGUAUGGGGAUUUCGAAAGGAUUUAGAAGUGUUUGCUAGAGCUAUUUUCAACAUUUAAGCAAAAUGGUUGCGUUUUCAGAGUAAACGUCUUGAGACUGAGGGGGAUAGCUUUGAAAUUUAGUGUUUGGAACAUUUGAGUUGGUCGAGCAAGGAUUUAAAGUUCUUCAGAAGAACUUUACAUAGGUAUUGUUAAAACUAGAUUUGGAACUUAGCAAGUUUAAAUUUUAAUAUUCAUUUUAGCGAACUUAUGAACAGCAUAUUCAUAUUGCUAGAACCAGAGAAAUAAAGUUAAGUUUUGAGGAAGAUGAUUGACCUCUACAAUCUUAUAAUAGAGAUUGGAGAGCCACAGACAAAAUGAACAGAAAUGGCCCUGUUAAUAGCAUCUACUUUGUUUGGUUAGGAGUGUUAGAUGAAUUAUUUGAUAUUCCCUUAAAAUAAUGCCACAAAGUCAGAGUUCACUAAGCUAAUCUUUCUGUUUUUCAUAUUAUCUGUACUGUUUCCAGUAAUUCUUUUGACCAUAACACAGGUCAGCAAGACAAUUCAGGAAUAUUACAUAAUAUAUUAUAUAAUUUCCUAUAUAGUAUACAUUGUGCUAAAAUUGGGUCUACUCAAACCACAACUUCAUAGACGCCAUCUGGAUAACCACAAUUCUGCUACUUUAGGAAAUAUCGCAGUGCUAGUCACAUCAAAAAUUGGUAGGCAACUGCUUUAAAAGUGUGGGUCUCAACCAGACUAUUUACUCUGUGUGUGUGUGUGUGUGUGCAUAUAAUGUGCAAUAUACAAGUGGGCACCCCUUCAGUGAAACAAAACUGCAAGAACUGAUCUUCCAGAUUCCCUUAAGUUUUUAGUGGGAGCCUCCAAUCCUAGGUCAAAUGGUGUAUGCAGUUACAGCUCUGUAUAGGUUGUCAUAUCUCUGAACCCUUCAAAGAUUUGAGGUACUUUUGUUUGGCUAGGAGAUCUUUCAGAUAGCACCAUUUUUAAAGAAAAAUUUAAUGCAGUGUUGACAAGUGGUAAUGUGAGGCAGGUCUGUUUAGGGUAGCCUUUCAAUUUUCACCUCCAAAGCUAAGCUGUCCAAUACACAGCUAAAAGCCACGGGAUAUUUGCCUUUUAAAUUAAGAUUUAUCACAUAGAUGCAUAUUUUAAUUAAGAUUUAUCAUAAAGAUGCACACUGUCCAUGCACAGCCAGUGGGUAUCAUGUUAGAGAACAUAGAUUCAGAAUGUUCCCAUUACAGAAAGUUCUGCUUGGAGAACUCUGGUGUAAAGCUUGUUAUUUGUUAGAUUGCCAGUUUCAGAAAUGUGGUAAAGUACAAAGAGCUAACCACCUCUAUAAGCCAAUGUUUAUUGGAUUUCUGGAUAGGGAGCAAAGCAACACAUAACCUAGACAAUCCAUUCCUAGCUAUAGGCAACCCAAAUGCACAUCAUCUAAUAAUUGGCUUGUAGAUUGUGUUUUAAAUAAAGUGAAAUGCUGUUUCAUGGUACAAUGUUAAGUGAACCAUAAUACUAAGUAAAGUAAGCCAGAUCCCAAAUUACAUAUUAUGUGAUUCCGUUUUUAUGGAAUGUCCAGAAUAGGCAAAUUCAGAGACAAAGUAGAUUAAUUAUUGUUCAGAACCAGAAGAGGGGAAAGUGACAAGUACAGGAUUUUCUCAUGAUGGGAGGAACCCAAAGUGAUGGUUAUACAUUACUGCAAAUGUGCUAAAUGCCCUGACUUAUUCACUUCAAUAUAAUUCACCAUGUGCCAUGUGAAAUUCAUCUCACUUCUUUCUUCAACCCAAACCUGGUAAGUGAAUGUGGACAAAGAAGAAUCAAGAAGUCAGAGUGAAAAUGAAAAUACAGAUCAAGGAAACUGGAAGGGGUGGGGACAGGAUAGACUCAAAGUCUAGAAUGACAGUAUUCUAUUCCAAUGCUUCCUAGGACACCACUAGCCUACCUAAGGUAGGAGGUGGAGCAAAAGCUUGACUCACUCUGGGUCACUAUCCCAGCUCAAAAUGGUCAAGCCAUGGCAGUUUAUCUCCACGGGGCUCAGCCCGCUUGUGUGUUCUGGCAUGUGCUUGCAUUAGGAUCCCCAUCACUCUUCACAAAUUUCUAUUAUGUAAGAUGCUUAUUGAACACAAGAAAUAAAUUCAGAAAAAAUUCAAGUUAAGUCAGCUUUAGAAAUAUUCUCACUGCGAGUGAUUUUCUGCUUUGGCGUUUGUGAUUCUUAAUCUCUCUUGGGUGUAGGCCUGUGCUUCCAACCCCUUCCUCCCGCAUUUAGUUUGUUUCUGCUCUGCUGGGUAAUUUCUUGCAGGCUUACCUACAUGUUCAAAAAUUAAAAAUAGAACUACCAUAUGAUCCAUCUAUUCCACUCCUUGUAUUUAUUAAAGGAAAUGUAAUCAGGUUAGGAAGAUACACACCCACACUCCCAUAUUCACUAUGGUACCAUUCAAAACAUACAGAAUCAACCUAAGUGUCUUUCAAGGAAAUUUGAACAAAUGGAUUGAAGAAAUUAUUUAUUGUUUUUUUUUGCUGGUCCUG